AUGGAUCCUAAACUUUUCGCAGCUGCUCAACAGAGUAUGGCCAUGAAUAAUGGACAAGGUCAAAACCCCAAUAUGAUGAUGUCCUUUCAGCAACAGAACAAUGGCGGCGGUGGAGGAGGUGACUUGCAACAGUUUAACCCUUUAAAUGCUGUUCCUUUCAAUCCUGCCAAUCUCGGUUCAGGUGCCAAUUUAGCUUUUGGCCCCAACGAUUUCGCUAAUCUCGACUCCACGGACUUGAGCAGCUUGAACCCAUUUAUUCAAGCGAAUCCUUCUCUCAUGAACGGCAUGUCUUUGCAACAACAACAGCAACAUUUGCGUCAGAACUCUCACCCUCAGUCUGUCUACUCGCCUCAAAACUUGAUGGCAUUAGGCAAUAAUCAAGCCGCUCUUCAAGCUCAAUUCCAACAAAAUAGAGCCAUGUAUGGUGGAGGAAACCCUGCCAUGAUGGCCAACACACCACAAGCCUUAAUGUUUCAACAGCAACAGCAACAAGCAGCGGCAGCAGCCAUGGCCAUGAAUAGAGCUAAGCAAUCACCUAGUCAAUCGCCUGCUCUCAAUCACGCUCAUUUCACAGGAAACGCUUCUUCGCCUGUCAUUGGUAAUAGUCCUCAUACAGCGGGUGGCGCCACGACUCGAAAUGGAUCCGAUUAUGCUGUGUCGCCCAUGAAUCCAAAUAUGGGCUCACCUGUACAAAACUUUCAGCAAGGAAAUAGUAUUUUGCCUUCACCUCAAAUGGCGCGUGUCAUUCCAUCUCAGGCAAAUAAUAAUCGUUAUAUGCAACAAAUGAGUAUGCAACAACACCAACAACAACAGCAGCAGCAACAUCAACAGCAACAGCAACAACAACAACAGCAACAACAACAACAACAACAACAACAACAACAACAACAACAUCAGCAACAACAACAACAGCAUCAGCAACAGCUUCACCAACAACAGCAACAACAACAGCAACAACAGCAGCAACAGCAACAACAACAGCAUCAACAACAACAACAGCAACAACAACAACAACAACAACAACAAGCCAUGAUGCAAAGUAUGGGUAGCGCAUCACCUUCGUUGAACAAUCCAUCUAUAUCAUCUUAUGCAUCACCUCAGGACACUGGCGUCAUUGAGGAUCAACAACAAACGGCCAAAAGUUAUAACACACCUUCGAUGUCUGGGUAUAUCCAACAACAACAACAGCAGCAGCAAUCACCUAUGCAAGCACAUGCAUCGCCUAUUCCACGACAAUCCGCGACACCGGGUAGUGCGCAAUCAACACCCCGUCAACAUCAUCAGCAGAUCGAGACCCCUCCACAAAUGAGUCCCACGGUGAAAACACGAGCGGAUACACCACUAGUAAACGCCACACCUUCACCUAAACCGACGGGAUCCGUGCCCGCCUCGCCACAUGAAAACAACGAAAAGUUGCCACAACAACAAAUAACUUAUAUACCGAAAACGCGUAAUGUUGAAACGUAUGGAGGGAUUGAUUUGAAAUAUUUUGACAAGUUUGAAAUCAAACCACCCGUACCUCAUUUGAAUGAAUUGGGAGUGAUUGAUAUUGGAGCAUUGAUCAUGUCAUUGAAAUCAGGCAUGAAGAUGGAAAUGACCAAUGCCUUGAAUAUCUUGACGGUUUUGACGGUACAACCUCAAGUAGGACAACAGACAGCUCAUGUGCCUUUGGCACAAUGCGAGGAUUUAUUAGAUGUUUUAUUGGAUUAUUUAGAGAGCGAUAUGUUGGAGGAAGCGUCUGUCAACAAGAGCCAUUUAACUUAUACAGAUCUCUUUGACAUGUCAUUGGAUGAAAUGAAGAGUUUGAUCCCUCAAUUAGAAAACUCCACCUCCGACAUCUGGAUUUCGCUGCGAGAGAGAUGUCUCUGUAUCUUUAACAUUUUGCGUAACCUGUCAUUUAUGAAUGAAAACAUGGAAUAUUUGGCUAAACACGGACGGUUUGUUUCUAUCCUGAUGGAGAUUAUCAAUACGACACGGGAGGGAGCUGAAGCUUGGUUUGUGGGUAUACGUAAAAUGGAUACAUUGGAUUUCCGCAAGAGUAUUCUCAUGAUCUUUUCCAAUAUAUCCAUGUUUCUUGUGCUAAAAGGAGAAAGAACAGCCACAACAUUCACACAACUUAUUCACGAUUUUCUUGUCAAUGGACCGGAUACGUAUUAUUCAUUACUAGCUAUCGAGACUUGGACUAAACUUACGGUGAAUUAUGAAAAUCGACAAUUGUUACAUUCGAUCUUAGAUCAGGAACCGAUCCUUUCGUUAUUACAACAUAUCUGGUUAGAAUUAACCGCUGUGAUCCGACGUGAUUUCUUUUCGACCGAUGGUAGGGUGAUGAAUGCCAUGACAUCCAAUCAAUUGGCUACAUUAGAGUUGACGAUCAUUGGAUUAUACAAUAUUGUAUCUAUUGCCGAAAGCGAGCAUUUGAAACAAGAGCUGUUACAGAUUAAUAAGAGUAUCGGUAUGAUGAUCAUUCGAUUAUGUAUCACAUUGGCAGAAAGCGGGAAUCCACAAUUUGGGCUUGUCACGAAACGUGGUAUGGAAUUAAUUCGGUCCUUGAUUUGUGGUGGCGAUGGUAUCCGAAGGCGCACAUUGGUGGGACAACAGCAAAAGAGACCUUCAUUGGAAGCCUUAUCUACCUAUAAGUCCAGUUUACAAGAGGAGGAAGAUACCUUAUCCGUGUACGAGAUUGCUAAUCGUAUCUUGGAUAUGCCCGUCGUUCGAGAAAAGCUCAUGUUGUCCAUGUUGAAACCAACAACAGAUCCAGAGAUAUUAAGGGAAUUAUCGGAUAUCGUUGCACUGAUAGAUGAAGAUUCCUCUGCUCGUUGA
Messenger RNA from Mucor mucedo, 2820 nucleotides. RefSeq lists its product as uncharacterized. NCBI's taxonomy places the organism in Eukaryota, Fungi, Mucoromycota, Mucoromycetes, Mucorales, Mucoraceae. Bases 1 to 2820 code for a protein of 939 amino acids. The transcript is spliced from 5 exons. The record is from RefSeq and is a predicted model, not a curated record.